This is a messenger RNA of Oppiella nova, 823 nucleotides long. NCBI's taxonomy places the organism in Eukaryota, Metazoa, Arthropoda, Arachnida, Sarcoptiformes, Oppiidae. The record is from the annotation of a GenBank genome assembly.
AUGGACUCGGCACCGGUAUCUAACGGGUCGGCCAUACAAUCCACUGAAACUGAAGAAUUAAACGGAUUCUUGAAUGACUUAAUUGAAAAUAAUGUUAAUAUUAGUGAACAAAUACUGGAGAUAGAGAGUAGUGUAAUGCCAGAGACAAGUAGUAUCCCAGAUGUUACAGAUGUAGCGCCACAAGAUCCUCAAGAACUAGCGAUCGCACCGGUAUUUCCAGUGAUCAAUGAUUAUCACUCGUGGAACCAAUUGGAGUCAAUCCGUGUGAGAGAACUGUUGAGUGCAUCCAAUAUUAGGGACGACCCGUUGAGUAACCAUGACUUUAAAGUUUAUACAUUUAAGCAAAUGAUGUGCGAAACUGGACACCGAAUGGAGAACUGGAUUAAGGAUACAAUAAGUUUCGCCAAAAGUCUCAAUGGAUUCAAGAGUUUCUGUGCCGACGAUCAGUGGACUCUCAUUAAGAAUGGAUGCAUUGAAAUGUGUUUAAUGAGACACGCGUUGUAUUAUAAUGAUGAGGAUUGGAGCAACAACUAUAUAUUUAUUUACUUCAAAAAUAUCUUCUAGUAAAGUAUCAAAUGGAAAAUGACUCGCAUUCAAAACUAUUAACAUUAUUAAAUAGUUUAAUUAAUUUAAGUAAUUUAAAGGAAAUGCAAUUAAUGUACGGAAAGACUGAUAAUUUUAAAGAGUGUAUUCCUUAUUGUGGACCAUUGACCAGGGAGAUUUAUGAUGUUAAAGUCUGAUCUUUGUUAGUUUAGCCUUAAUUAAAAUUACGAAAAUUGUACUCAAUCAAUAUUUUUCAUAUUUAAAUUCAUAAUUCAUUUUA